Eruca vesicaria subsp. sativa (arugula) is the source of this 207-nucleotide messenger RNA. The record is from the annotation of a GenBank genome assembly. Lineage: Eukaryota; Viridiplantae; Streptophyta; Magnoliopsida; Brassicales; Brassicaceae.
AUGACGAAUAACUUCCAAAGCAUUUUAGGUAAAGGAGGGUUUGAUCAAGUGUAUCACGUUCUGUAUGAUUCUGAACAGGUGGCCGUUAAAGUACACUUUGGAUCAUCAACUGAUCAAGGCUUUAAACAUUUCACGGCAGAUUCAGAUAUUGCGAGGAAGAAGAUCACUUUGCUUUCAUCUACGAGUUUUUACCCAUUGGAGAUUUAA